This is a messenger RNA of Homalodisca vitripennis (glassy-winged sharpshooter), 1746 nucleotides long. RefSeq lists its product as uncharacterized. The record is from RefSeq and is a predicted model, not a curated record. The coding region runs from base 107 to 1678 and encodes 523 amino acids. Gene Ontology annotation, molecular function: protein binding. NCBI's taxonomy places the organism in Eukaryota, Metazoa, Arthropoda, Insecta, Hemiptera, Cicadellidae. The transcript is spliced from 8 exons.
AUUUACUGUGUAAUGGCCGUGUUAAUAUCAUCAGAUAACAUCGAUUCUGGUGAUAGGGACUUAGUGAGCUGAAUGGGUCAUUCUUUUGAAAAUACAACUGAGCAGGAUGGAAAAUGUAACAGAACCGGAGAGCUACGAAUGGCUACGAGGUGUAGAGACCCCUCUGCUGUGGAGACCCGCCAACCUGGAGGCACCACUGGCAGUCUACGACCACCUUUUGAGCCAGGAGAAUAGACUCGCUAGUCGUCACAAGGAGUUUACUUUCACUCAUUUUGUAGUAAAACUACUGCUUGGUUGUGAAUUGUUCGUGACGGAGAACAACGGCACCGCUGCUCUGCUGGAGCUGGAUCGAUUGGAACACGAGCUGAACAGAUUGGACAUAGUCAGCCACAACAUAUUCUAUAAGGAAGUGCGGAGGGCGCAAUGGCAUGUAACCUUGGCUUCGCGAGCCUUCUUGUUGGCGCGUCUGGGCAAACUUGAGGACUCCAAACAAAUAGUUGGAGAUAACUUUGACCCCGUAUCAACGUUUACCAACAUCGAGUUUGGCGGGUUAUAUGGAAUCAAGAGCCUAGCCUUCCUAGAGUACGGGGAACCAACCGAAGCUCUGAGAUGGGCCAAGGAUGCUAUUCACGUGAACCCUAGAGAACCUGAGUGGCACUUGCUCGCUGGCAGAGCGAUGGAAUCUCUUCGGAAGAAGUCGACUAGGUUCUCAGGAUUGCCCAAGGAAGAGAUAAACUACUUCAAAAAGGCAGUGGAUUUGAGUGACCGGACGAACUACGCACUGUAUCUGGCCAGAAUUUAUGAGCAAGCGAUACGAGCAACAGUUCAGCAUUACGCACAUGACACUACGUUCAAAAGCAGUCCGCUCUACCAGGAGAUUGGAAACCUUACUCGGACAACUGUUGAGCUUUACCGUAAAAUUCUCGAGAGCCAUAAAAAUUGCUCCGAGACGCAAAUACGCUGCUUGAAUGGAAUGCUGAAACUACCCAGGCAGUAUCUAAAUGAAGAUGAAAUGAAAACGAUCAUAGACAAAAUCUCCAAAGAAGCAAAUAAGAGCAAAAAAUUUUACAGUGCUGCAGCAAGUUUCUACCUCAAAAUUGAAAGGAGCAACAGAAAAGCACUAACGUUCUUCGAGAAGGGCAGCGACCAUGGAGACCACAGGUGUGCUAUGAACGCAUUAAGGCUGCGCGUGAAAAUGCGCCAAGACUUCGAUGUGGAGGGCAGCCUACUGUACCUGGUGAAACGGGCAGAAGACGAUCCUGUCUACCACGAAGAUGCACUCGUACAUCUCGGCUCGUUCUACCUCUUUAGGCAGCGUAACCUUGCCGACGCUAUGAACACCUUCUUACCUGUCAUAGAGAGAAACCCAACAAGCCACUUCAUGUCUAAUCAUGUGCCGAUGUUCCUGAGGACCAUUCAACCAAUGAACCUGUUUUCUAUCCUGCUGAAUGAGCUGAGAGUGGCAGAGGUAGAACCGGGAAUCACCCCACUUCACUCGCUGGUCAAGCUCAAAUUCAUGAGAAUACUCAAGAAAUAUCACAAACCAUUGACUCAAAAGAACGUUGAUAUACAUCUGAUAGACAAACUUUUCAGAGCUUCCGACAGCUUAGAUCCAAAUCACAGGCGCAUGUUGAAAAAAAGGAGAAUGCGCCUGCGUAAUACCUCUUUUGUACAUUAAAGACACUUAAAUGUCACUUAUAAAAUAUAUAAGAAACCCAAUUUACCUUAGAUUGUGGUAAAUAAAAU